CCUUCCAGAUGUCAGGUGCAGAACAGGGUGAAUUAGAAGGGACCAUAUGUCACCUACCAAGUCCGCAUUCUGGCAUAAUAUCAUUCCAGCUGAGAGGAGAAUCAUGCCAGGCCUGUUUCUUUAUACAAGACCUUUUUGUUGAUGGACAGAGAGCUGUGGGAAAGGUGACGGAAUAUUUGAGUAUCAAGCAAAAAGUGAAUUUUGUUGUUGUUCCCAACCCACGACCCAAUCCCCUCAUCAAGUGGAAGGCCAUCCUAGUGUGGGCUGGCAAGAAACCUGCACUUGUAUUGGGAAAGGUCGUCCAAGUAGAUGAAAGGCAUGGGAUAAUUUCCUUCAGGAGCGAAACUAGAGAUGAAUCCUGUUUAUUUGUUCUUUUGAAUCUAACUCUGCAUCAUGAUCGCCCAAGUUCUGAUAGAGGUGCUUCCUUAGAUCAGGUCAUUCAGACAGGACAGAAAGUCAUUUGUGUCCCUGAACCGUAUCGACUACCUCGUGGAUUCCUCAAGGGUCCUUACACUUGCUAUUGGAGAGCUGCAAAAGUCUGGAAGGAGGGCUGUCUUCCCAGUGGUCUGAAAGUGAAUGGAACAUUGGUGACAAGUCUGAAUAGUGAGAAGAGCAAAAUAUCCAAGCAAGAUCAUUGUGACUGGAAAGUGCUCACAGGUCAGCUUGGAAGAGUUUCGGACUUGUCUGCACGGAAGGCCAUCGUUACCUUCAGGUAUGAAGAUCAUAUAGCCAAAGCUUUGCUCAUCCUCAAGAAUUUUGACCCUCCUACUGACAACUUAUGUGAGGCCCUUGAAGUGGGAAGCUUUGUCUUAGUUGAUGUCGAACCUUAUGACAAUCCGAAUCCACCACCAGGAGUUGAUUGGUUUGUGUCGAAGUGUAGGAUCGGUUCUGAAUCUAGUCAGAGUGAUGAAAAGAGCAUGAUUGCAAGACGAGAAUCUAGUGAUCGAUCAGUGAUCAAAGAGCAAAUUGGACAAGUUUCUGAAAUAAGUGAAAAGAAAGCCAUCAUCACCUUCAGGUUGGGUGAUACUUUUGUGAAAGCUUUCCUAAUGCUAGGAAAUUUUUACCCUCCAGCUAACAACUUACUUGAUGUCCUUACAAAGGGUGGCUUUGUUGGAAUUGAUGUUGAACCCUACGAAAGUAUAAAUGCACCAGAGGGAGUGCCUUGGUUUGUACGCAGGUGUUGGACUCGUCUCAGAUCUUCAAAUAUCAAUUUAAGAGAAUUAGAUAGAGACAAUAAUUCUUUGGAUCUGAAGUCAACUGGUGAAGCUGAGAAAGGCUUCCCCAGGGUUCAUGUUGGAAAUUAUGAUAUGCGCACCAAGGUAAAAAGUAUGAAUGAUAUGGAGUCGGACUCUAAUGAUGAAGUGUCUGACCGAGAUCUUGCAGAAGAAAUGCUUGAUGCUCUUGGACGAAUAAAAGAUUAUAUAAAUCAUCCGGAAAAUUUUGCAAAAGCCAAAAUUCCCACAAUCAAACAAGAUGUGGGACCCAUUGCAAAGCCUCUGGAUCUUGAGUGGGGAAAGGAGAAGCCAUAUGAUCCACUUACUUGGAGUUGCACUAUCCAAGAUGUUGCCAGGAUGCGAAUGAAUAAGGAAGUCUCCCAGCAAAAUGUGAACAAAGCACUUCUAUCUGGGAGUCUGUCUGGGCUCUCUCUGCAAACUAAGCCAAGCAUGGACAUGCAAUCUACUGAAGGGGACAUCAAGCAGGAGAACCUGGCACUCAAGCGUAACAUUGUGCUCUUGCAGAAUGCCUUCUCCUCUCUUCUGUCAAAGCAAGCUUUACCCAGUGAACUGAUUGAGAAAUUGAUUCAUUUUUGGCUUCCCUACAACCCAGACCUUCACCUUCUCUUCCCGGGGCAUGCUCAAGAAGUUAGCACUUCCAGUGAAGUUGGAACAUCUGAUUCGAACUCAUUAAACCUUUCUCUCAUUCCUGAUUCUCAGGCUGCAGUGCGUGAAUUUCUUGGCUCUCAUGGCUCUUUACCAAAAAUACCAGAUCUUGGAAUUGAUAACUUGCCUGUCCUAGCUACAGUUUGGAAUAUCCUCACUGAGUCACAGGCUGUUGCAAAGAUAGAAAGUGGAGGCAGCUUCGACUCUUUGGUCCUGGUCAACCGUGACAUUAGCUACAAGGAUGGGGAAUGUCUGUCGAGACGAGACCUGCGACAAGUUCUUUCUGUUGUUAGUCUAGGUGGCAUGUACAAUUUUCACAUUGUGAAGUUUGUACAUGGAGAAAUCUUGGAUUCGCUCGACCUGAAAUGCGUAAAUCCCCAAGAUUUAUUGUCUGUGGAUGCAUCACUGGAUGCAUUGGCAGUGUUUGCCGAUUACACACUUGCUCGUUGUGCUGUGUUGAGGUUGGACCUUUUUAUCAAUGGUGAGAAGGCAAUGGGGAAGGUUACCGAUUACCUAGACCUCAAGGACAUAGUGAACUUAGUGGUUGUUCCGAACUUGAGAGCCAAUACCUUCAACAUUAAGUGGAGGGCUGUCUUGGUAUGGAUGGGUGAGAAGCCCAAUCUUCUACGAGGAAGAGUAAUUCAAGUGGACGAUAAGCAUGGCAUAAUAUCUUUUAAUGGAGAACAUGGAGAGGAAUUUUGUCUUUUCUCUCGUGCACACCUUAGCAUACUGGAUGAUGGUCACAGUGGUGAUAUGUAUGAGGCCCUGCCAAAUCUUUUUAACAUUGGCGAGCAAGUCAUAUUCGUGCCUGAACCUCAUCCUCUUCCACGUGGAUUUGCUAAAGGUCCUUUAACUUGCUAUUGGAGGGCAGCUAAAGUUUGGAAAGAAGGUUCCCUUCCCAACAUGGUCAUCCCAGACAGAGCAGUGGCAAGAGAGGGGUCAAAGUAUGAGAGAAGUACUAUUGCAAGUCAGGAUGAAAUCCAGGUCGAAGCUGGCAUGCUCUAUGGAUGCCUUGGAAGGGUUUCUUCAUUGGAUGCAAGGAAAGCCAUUGUCACAUUCAGGCAUGAAGGUCGUCUGGCCAAUGCUUACCUCUCGCUGGAUAGUUAUGAUCCUCCAACCAAUAACUUGCUCGAUGUCCUUGAAGGGGGACGCUUGGUCAAAUUUGUUGCUGAACCUAUUAAUCCAGCCACUGAGGAUGGUGCAGGCUUACCAGAAGGAGUAGACUGGUUAAUUUUGAGGUGCUGGGACUGUCCGAGGCCAGAUGAAGCCAGUGUAAGAGAAUUAGAUGGGAUGCAUGGUUCCACAGAUGAGUUAACCCAUCUUGUUGGAAUAAAUGGAAGGGUCACAGAAGUGCAUCCAAGAAAAGCUGUGAUUGCCUUUACACAUGGGGGUGAUAGUGCCAAGGCUUUCCUAAUAUUAAGAAAUUUUAUCCCUUCUGUAAAUAGCCUAUUUGAGGUCCUAGAGGAGGGAGAUCUUGUCAGCAUGGACAUUGAGCCUUGGGGUGGUUCCCACCCCCCUGUUGGAGUUGACUGGUAUGUUCUGAAGUGUUGGAUUGGACAUACAGAACGACACAAGGUCAUCGACCUGGGUGAUGGAAGGAGCAUGUUCACAGGGAGGCAAGCCUAUGGUAGUGAAGUUCUCGAAGCUCUUAAUGGAGUGGUCUCGGAAUUAUCUACAAGGAAGGCCAUCAUCACCUUUAAGUUGGAAGAUGACACAAGGAAAGCUUUCCUUGUACUGGGGAAUUUUGAACCUGCAACUAGUAACUUAUUCCAUGUCCUCAGGGAGGGGGACUCAGUGAGAGUUGAUGUGGAACCGUGGGAUGGGGCGCAUCCCCCCGAAGGAGUAGACUGGUUUGUUGUGAAGUGUUCAUUAAGUACCAGUUAUAAAAAAUUCAGCAUGAGAGAGUUAGAUCGAAGCAGGAGUUCUGUAGAUGAGAAGUUAACUGAAGAUGUCAGGAAAGCCAUGCUGAAAAAUGGUGGGAGAACUAAUAACACUCGUACUGAGAUAGGAAGUGCCGAAAGCAUUCGGCCUGGAUCUAAAGUUGAUCUAAUGGAAUCUGAUAAUGAGAGGUUUAACUCAAACAAGCAUGAGCUGAUGCCCUCUGACAGUAGAGUGACUUUAAAUGCUCACUCUAAGGGAGAGUCAAGUCAUGGAGAAGGUAACGUUCUUAGGAAUCAGUCACGCUCACUAGACCCCGCAGAAGGGAAACCAAAACCAGAAGGUGCCCCACAAGUGACAAAUAUAGCUGUGAGGCUAUUGACUGAUCUGAUACAAAAGGGAGAGCAAUCCCUAUCACUCGCAUCCAAUGGGAGUAUGCCUACUGGUCAAAUUAUCAGCCAGCUGAUUACACUCAAGGCAGAUGAUAAGAGACUUGGGCUGCUAUCUCUGCUCCUAUCCCAGCAUAUUAGGACCAACUCCACAGAAAUGGAUAUCAACCAAGAGCGACUUGUUCUCAAGCAUAACAUGAUUCUCCUUCAGAAUGCCUGCAUCUUGCUCCUCUCACAGCAACCCCAAUCCAGUGACUUGGUGCGGGAACUAAUUCAACUGUGGCUCCCAUACAACCCGGAUCUUCACCUUCUCUACCAGGACAAAGUGGGAGGAUGUAAUGGAGAUCUUGGCUCCACAGGAGCUGGAGCAUCUGGUCAGAAUACAUCUGUGCCUCUGGAAUGUGACACACAGGCUGCUGUCCGUGCGUUCCUUGGUGUUGGUGGUGCUUUGCCGAAAGGGCCAGAUCUUGGGACUGACAGUUUGCCUGUCUUAGCUACAGUUUGGAACAUCCUCAGUGAGUCACAGGUGCUUGCGAAGGUCGACAUAGGAAUCAACUAUGGAACUUAUGUGGCGGUCGGCCGGGAUGUCAGCUUCAAGGAAGGGCAGUGUCUGGUGAAACAGGAUCUGCGACAAGUUUUGUCUGUUGGUCAGAAGUUGCUGGUCAGGCAUAAACCAUCUCCAGAUGGAGUUGGGCUGGCAUGGCAUGCUACUGUCUUAGAGAGGAGAAUGUCAGCUCCAGAGUUAAAGGAGAUGGAGGGGAUCAUCUCCCACAUGCCAAGUGCGCAUUCAGGAAUAAUUUCAUUCCAAUUGAAGAAACAGCCAUGUCAAGCCUGCUUCUUCAUCCAGGACCUCUAUGUCAAUGGAGUUAAGGCCUCUGGACCCAUAACCAAGCAUGUGAAAUUGAAAGAAAUUGUGAAAUUUAAUGCUGUGCCUAAUAUGAAACCCAAUAGCUUCAACAUCAAAUGGAGAGCCAACCUGGUAUGGAAGGGUGUGCGACCGACACGGUUGGAUGCACCGACGACGCCUGCAGUACGGGGAAAAGUGGUCUCUGUCGAUGAUAAGGAUGGUGUGAUUUUGUUUCAGCAGGCAGAUAGAGACCAGUAUUGCAUAUUCCAAGCUACUCAUUUGAUUGUCAAUGAUCGAAAUGUUCCUGAGGGAAAGCCUCUGUCGCAAUUUGUUCGAGUGGGGGAUCAAGUGAAACUUGAACAGAAACCAUUCCCAGGAGGGGUGGCAAAAGGACGGUACGUUUGUAAGUGGUCUGCCAUCAAGGUCACAAAGGAAGCUCUCCCACUGGAUACAUUUGAUAGUCCACCAUCUGCAGCGAGUGGACUGAGUACAUUUGAUGAUGGUACAGAUGACUCUUGGCAGUCAGUGGACUCAAAGAUGGGAAAGAAGAAAUUGCAAGUAGAGGAGAAAAAGGUAGUGAGGCAGUACCCACAAGAGCUAGUCGAGUCCAACGUCGGUGUCGUUAGGGAAUUGAGUGCCAAGAAGGCAGUAAUCACUUUUCAAUAUCGAGGCAACACAGCCAGAGCCCUGUUAUUUCAGAAGAAUUUUGAUCCUCCAACUCAUAACUUGAUUGAUGUUCUGAAUCCAAACGAUGUGGUCGUUUUUGAUGCUCAUCUUUAUGACCGCCCCGAUGGACCGGAUCGAGUGGAGUGGUAUGUGAUGAAGUGCUGGAAGAAACCUGGGUCUAAGUCCUCCAGUCCUACACCAUUACGAAAUUCCAUCCUCAAUAAGACAUUGGACACUUCCGUGUCUGUCAUCACUCAUCUUCAGAGCCAGCAGGCAAGAGUAAUUGAAGUCUAUGCUACAGAUGGGGUCUUGGAGCUCCUUCUGGACAAUGCCACUAGUAAGCGGAUCUGGUUCCUCACCCGGGUGGUUCAAGUCGAUCAGAAGCCGGUCGAUUGCAGUAGACCUUUAGGAGACUACAUGAAGAAGGGAGACAUUGUGACCGUAGAUGCUAAGUUGUGUGAAAAUGCUGGCCAUUCCAGGCAUUGCAGCUGGGCUGCCACUGCUGUUUAUAAGUAUUCAAAUUAUAAGUCGGCUGUCCAGGCCAAGAAAACGACUUCUCAAGAUCACGAGUCUACAAUUGAUAGUUUUAAGGAUUUCGAUGAAGGGAUUCUGGGCGACUUAGAAUUAGACGAAGACGAGAUCCCAGACAUUGGAGAUUUAGAAAUGGACGACCAAGAAUUGGAAGUAAGGGGUGAACGUGUUAAUGGGACUGGAUCUGUGGCAGAACGGAGGGAUAAGGACGUCGAAGAGCCGACAAUUGCUAGAAUUAGAAGCCCUGCCUUGAAUGUCAGAGUUGAGAUGCCCCUGCCAAAGCCACAACUUGAAAACCUCAAAAGGGUUGUACUCCCACUUCAAAAUGCUCUCAUCCUGCUUCUGCUGCAGCGAAACAGGCAAAUUGAACUGGUUGCUGGUGAUCGGCUCACUGAAUUAAUCAGGUUGUGGCUCAUGUACAAUCCAGAUCUUUAUCCCAUGUACCAACAAGUAAUGAUGGAUUCAAGUGGGAAUUCUACUACUACUUCUGGCUUGACACCUGGGGCACGUCUGUCUACUUUUUCUACACCUUCGACCGUGAGUGACUUGUCAGGUGUUGCUUAUCAAUCAUCCUUAAGUGGGGGUCUCAGUGGGCUGCUUGGGGCUUCUGGGUCUCUCCCAGACUCACUUCUUGCUAGUGCCCAGGUUGGGUCACAUCCUGUAUCUGCUACCAUUUUGGAUAUCCCACGUGAAACCCAUGCUCUGGCUAAGAUUGAUUCUGGGCUCCAAUCCGGCACUAUUGUGUUAAUACGCCGGGACAUCUGCUACAAGGGCCAGGAAUGCAUUUCAGACCAGGAUUUGCGCGAAGUUCUCUCUAUCGGUCAGAAGUUGAGUGUGAAAUAUGCUGCCACAAAACCAGGAAAUCCAUGGCAAUGGGAAGCUACACAUGCUACUUUGAAUUGAAUUAUAAACCAUUUCAGUUCAUAAGUCAUUUCUAUUUUUUGUCAAUUCCCCAUUUAAGCUUUUAUGUAAUCACAAUGUUAAGCAUUCAGAAUCCCCUUUAAUUAUUUUUCCCAAUUACCUCUUGAAUUAAACUUGAGGAAAUUAUCUCUUAAUGAGAUCCUAACCAUUUAAAGUGAUCUUACAUGAUGGGGAAUUAUAUAAGGCUUAAGUACUGGUUUGGGCACCAGCGAUAUGAGUGCAUAACUUGAUCAGUGCCUUUUUUUCCAUCUGUUCCUUCAAAAUGGAAAUACUGGAAUGCUUUAGCUUUUUCCAGAAAGUUCCCCGCAUUUAUGACAAUUGCAUGAUGUCUACAUUUUGAGAUUGUAAAUAUUAGAGCUUUUAUAGGUUAUGAGCUUGCAUUUAUUCUUCUAGGGGUGGAGUGUGUGUUUAGAGGGUGUCUUGUGAGUCCCUGAAGUUCUUGAAAGUUAGGGUUGAAUAUUGGAUAAAAGAUUAUUCUUCUAUCCAAAGGGUAUGUGUGCUUGUGAAGUCCUUACUGGCAUGAAAAGAUAAAUCUGCUUGAAAAUUGCCAGUUUAUGAUCAUUGUCAAAAUAUGAAAUUUAGACAUGAGAAAAUACUGUAGCAGGACUGCUGACACUGAUAAGAGCAAGUGUGUCCUUGGGUAUUUUUCAGGUUGGAAUAUUUUUCCUAUGCCAUUCUUCUCUGGCAUUGUCCAUCCUUGGCCUUGCAUUUGACUUCCUGUACAGAACUGAUAUGCUUAUGGAACUUGUGUGACCAGCAUAGAGACCUUUACUGCUGGGUCCACUGAACCACACAUGGGACAUCUGAAUUUUUUUUAUUUUAUAUAUAUGAGGAUUGUGUCCUGUGACCUGUGC
Molecule: messenger RNA, 7966 nt
Organism: Darwinula stevensoni
Lineage: Eukaryota; Metazoa; Arthropoda; Ostracoda; Podocopida; Darwinulidae
Source: the annotation of a GenBank genome assembly